CAAACGUGGCUUUGACACAAUCUGUCAAAAUUAUUUGUUUGUAUAUAAUGUGUUAGUGUGUCCGUGAUGGGGAGGAAAAUUGAGCUUGUUGUAUUUGAAGGGACGUAUUACCCAGUGGCCGCAGCAAGCUGUGUGUUCUUUCUGUCUCUGUACAAGUAUGUCAGUCCCACGCUUUCGUCCAUCACUUGUGAGGGCUACAAGUCACUCAAGCCAGAGAAACAGAUUGACUGGAAUACCAGAGUCAACUCUACUGUUCAUUCUGCCAUUGUAAGCUGCAUGUGUAUGUACUCUUUGAUGUAUGAUAAUGGAAUCAGUGAAGAUCCAAUCUGGUGUAAUGCUCCCAUGGUUCGAACAAGCUGUGCUGUUGUGGUUGGCUAUAUGACUGCUGAUUUGAUUAUAUUGUCCAUACAUUACAAAGAAAUUGGAGAAAUAUUUUACAUUUUUCACCAUGGUGCAUCCAUGUACGCCUACUACUAUGUUAUGACAUAUGGUGUUUUGGCUUAUUUUGCUAACUACAGAUUGAUUGCAGAAUUCUCAACACCUUUUGUUAAUCAAAGGUGGUUUCUUGAUACACUGGGCUAUCAGAAAACAAAUCCUGUUUUUGUCGCCAAUGGUAUUGCUAUGACAAUGGCAUUUUUUCUUUCUCGCAUUGCCAUUAUGCCACGAUACUGGCUCAAAGUUUCCAGUGUUUAUGGAACAGAACCCUUUACACGGCUGGGCCAUAUACAGCUAGUCCUUGUGGUUACAUGUUUUAUACUUGAUGUCAUCAAUAUUUACUGGUUUUACAAGAUGACCCUAGGUGUGCGGAGAGUGUUAACAAUGUUUAACUUGAAGACUGAAAGGGGCAAAAAUACAAAUGGUAUUAAAGCAGAUUGACAGCAAGUAUAUUUCUGCAGGUUAUUUAUUUUGUGGAAUUUGGUUUUCAUGAGUUGCAGGCUUGUAGGUUUUAAACAGCCAUUUAUGUAUUUAUAGAAAAUCAUGUUACUGCACACACAUUGUUGUGGUGUUGUUAGUUUUGGGGGGGGAGGAUAGUUCCACGGAAAAGUACUUUGGGUCAUUGUUUUGAUUUUUAAAAUGGCUUUUAACAAAAUUUAGUUAAAACAACAUGUGUGGUGUUGAACAGAUUGAGAUUUAGGGAUGCUUGAUUAUGAUAAUAACAUCCACCUGUAUCACAAAAUGGAUGCAUGCAUGUAACUAUAUUUUAAGUGCAUUUUACUUGCUGUAUGGUAACUCUAACCUCAAAUGUGUUCAAUAUGAUCAGAUAUGAAAGUACUUUUAUAUUUGACCUUCUCUUAAAUCAUGUUAAUCAAAAUAUUUUAGGUUAUGAAUACAUGUAUCUUGUGGUGUCUGUGAACUCGAAAUGGGUAUGUGCAUAUUUUACAAAGUCUGCUUUUAAUACAGUAAGUGCUUCAAAUAUGUAUAUUUAUAAACAGCAUUAUAUUGAAAUUGUUUUUAACUGUAAAAAACCAACAAUAAUGAAUGCCCUGAAUGAAAAAGGUAAUUUCAAACUGGAUAUUUAUAUAGAACCAUUUGUAUAAAUGAUCACUUCACCUCUCUCUCUCUUCUUUUUGUUUGUGAAUGAUUGAUAUUAUGAAAGGUAUGUAAUUGGUUUAAUGAAAUUGACAUGCCUGCACUCAUGAAAUGUUCUGGCAUAAUUAGUAUGUGUGUUAUACGUUUAUACCAGUAUUUGUCAUGUGGUCACAAGGUUGAUGGGAACCAAGAUAUAUUUUUAGAACUUUACCUUUUAUCUGUUCUUCACUGGCAUGAGCAAACAAAGCAUAUGGAUGUAAAAGGUGUGUAUUUUUAAACAGAUGCCAAAGUUAUGUGGUGCUAGGAAAGUUUGUCUCACUGAAUGGAGAGAUCUUGAAAGUUCACAAAGAUUUUUUAUCUAUCAGGCUGCACGGCCAAUUUUGUUGAGCCUCGGAUGUUACAUUGAUGAUUUUUUAUAUUAACAAAUUUAAAUACCUCAAAAUAUGAUGGCAGAAGAAUUUUUAAGAUUUCGGACUACAGUACUCCGUAUUUUUCAUAGAAGUUUUAGGAUAUUAGAGGAAGGGGUUCUGCUUUGG
Molecule: messenger RNA, 2066 nt
Organism: Gigantopelta aegis
Lineage: Eukaryota; Metazoa; Mollusca; Gastropoda; Neomphalida; Peltospiridae
Product: TLC domain-containing protein 4-B-like
Exons: 7
Coding region: 67-876 (269 amino acids)
Biological process (GO): lipid homeostasis
Cellular component (GO): endoplasmic reticulum; membrane
Source: RefSeq, a predicted model, not a curated record